UCCCAUUUGCCUCAGGGAAAUCAUCUUUCCAGGCGGUAAAAACAUCAGAGCAGGGAAGCGGAGAAGGUUCAGGGCCACCCACACGCCAUUGUCCCUUGCAGACCCCUGGCAUCACCUGGGGGGACACGGGAGCACCCCGGGGUGUCACUGCUCCCCCUCGCAGGGGGCCAGGAUGGGCUCGGUGGGAGCCGAGCGCUUCAAGGAGCUGAGCCCGGCGGCCACGCCCGAGGGGAACGUGGUGAUGAGCUUCAGUUUCGACAGCUACCAGCUGGAGGAGGACGAGCUGCAGCGGGGCAGCCAGGCCAAGGGAGUGCUCACCUUCAUGGAGCCAGUUUCUGAGGACCCUGAGCCCCAGGAUCGAUACCAUGGGAUUUAUUUUGCCAUGCUGCUGGCUGGGGUGGGAUUUCUCCUGCCCUACAACAGCUUUAUUACCGACGUGGAUUACCUGCACCAUAAAUACCCAGGAACCUCCAUUGUCUUUGACAUGAGCCUCACCUACAUCCUGGUGGCCUUGGUGGCCGUCAUCCUCAACAAUGCGCUGGUGGAGCUGCUGAGCCUGCACACCCGCAUCUCCGUGGGUUACCUCUUCGCCCUGGGGCCCCUGCUCUUCGUCAGCAUCUGCGACGUGUGGCUGGAGCUGUUCAGCCGCAGACAAGCCUAUGCCAUCAACCUGGUGGCUGUCGGGGUGGUGGCCUUUGGCUGCACAGUGCAGCAAUCCAGCUUCUAUGGCUACACGGGGCUGCUGCCCAAGCGCUACACGCAGGGAGUGAUGACGGGCGAGAGCACCGCCGGGGUCAUCAUCUCGCUGAGCCGCAUCUUCACCAAGCUGCUGCUGUCCGACGAGAAGGAGAACACUGUCAUCUUCUUCUUCAUCUCCAUCGGCAUGGAGCUGACGUGCUUCGUGCUGCACCUGCUGGUGAAGCGCACGCGCUUCGUGCGCUACUACACGGACGGUUCGCGCCAGGGAGCCGAGAGCCAUGGCACCGGCACUGGCACCGGCACCGGCUACCGCGUGCACCACGAUGUCACCGCCGACGACGUCCGAUUCGAGAACCGGGAGCAGGGCCAGCCGAGCUCCCCGCGGGGCAGUCCUGGCCCCGAGGCUGAGCUGGCCGGGAGCGGCACCUACAUGCGCUUCGAUGUCCCUCAGCCCAAGAUCAAGAGGAGCUGGCCCAGCUUCCGAGACAUGCUGCUCUACCGCUACGUGGUGUCCCGCCUCAUCUGGGCCUACAUGCUCUCCAUCGCCAUGACCUACUUCAUCACACUGUGCCUCUUUCCCGGGCUGGAGUCGGAGAUCCACAACUGCACGCUGGGGGAGUGGCUCCCCAUCCUCAUCAUGGCCAUCUUCAACCUCUCUGACUUCGUCGGCAAGAUCCUGGCUGCCCUGCCCUACGACUGGAGAGGGACCCACCUCCUCAUCUACUCCUGCCUCCGUGUGGUCUUCAUCCCCCUCUUCAUCAUGUGUGUCUACCCCAACGGGCAGCCCACCUUCGGCCACCCCGCCUGGCCCUGCAUCUUCUCGCUGCUCAUGGGCAUCACCAAUGGCUACUUCGGCAGCGUGCCCAUGAUCCUGGCCGCAGGCAAAGUCAGCCCGGAGCAGCGGGAGCUGGCAGGGAACACCAUGACCGUGUCCUACAUGACGGGCCUGACGCUGGGCUCGGCCGUGGCCUAUUUCGCCUACAGCCUCACCAGCACCUCCCACAGCUCUUGUUUCUACACCGAAACCUCCAACGGCUCCUUCACCUCGGGCUACUAAGCCCUGGGCCGGGGCAAUGGGGACAGGAUGGGAUCUUACCUGUGCCCCACAUCCCUCCUCAAGGAGGGAGCCUGGAGCCAGAAAGC
Molecule: messenger RNA, 1842 nt
Organism: Ficedula albicollis (Collared flycatcher)
Lineage: Eukaryota; Metazoa; Chordata; Aves; Passeriformes; Muscicapidae
Gene: SLC29A4
Product: solute carrier family 29 member 4
Exons: 10
Coding region: 173-1756 (527 amino acids)
Biological process (GO): nucleoside transmembrane transport
Cellular component (GO): plasma membrane
Molecular function (GO): monoamine transmembrane transporter activity; nucleoside transmembrane transporter activity
Source: RefSeq, a predicted model, not a curated record